CUGAAAAUUCCCUUCUAUAGCUUCACGAAAUCACGAGUAACCAUCAUAACUGUAUAAUUGUCCUCCUCCUUCUUCCUCCUACGGCAGCGAAAGCCCUCUCCUCAGUUCCUCCUCUCUCUCACAUUCAUACUUGAGCAGUCAAAUCCGCAAAUCCGUCGCAUCAAAUAAGAACCCACCAAAAUCACUAUCUUAGCUUUCGGUUUCCUUAGCUGGCUUCUUCAGAUCUUCAAUUCCGAUUCUUCCUGAUCGUUCUACACUGCCGACUAUUUUGGAACCCAUUCCGAUUUGGUGCCGUGAAGACCGAUUUCCGGGUUUCUGGGAACCGGUGGAAAGUGGGGCGGAUUGGAGAUGAGGCGGAGGCCGGUGGAUUUCCGACGGCCCGUCAGGAGGAGGUUAUCGAAUGUGGUGUGGUGGACGCUCUGUGGAAUAGUUGUGCUCUUGUUUAUAGUGAUUUUCAGCAAAGAGAGCCAAAUUGAAUCUAAGCAUUCGAUCAGUAAGCAGAACUCUUUUAGACAUGAGAAAGUUAUGGAAGGGCUGAACGUCACGGAUGAAAUGUUGAGUCCCGAUUCCGUCACCAGGCAGCUCAGUGACCAAAUAUCGCUUGCCAAAGCCUUUGUGGUGAUUGCAAAAGAGAGCAACAAUCUCCAGUUUGCUUGGGAGCUAAGUGCUCAAAUACGGAACUCCCAAGUCCUUCUCUCUACCGCUGCAACAAGGCGAGUCCCCUUAACCACUAGAGAAUCCGACACUGCGAUUCGUGACAUGGCACUUCUACUCUUCCAAGGUCAGCAAUUCCACUACGAUAGUGCAACUAUGAUCAUGAAACUGAAAGCCAAGAUUCAAGCUUUGGAAGAACAAAUGAGUUCUGUUACCGAGAAGAGUUCCAAAUAUGGACAGAUAGCCGCUGAAGAAGUUCCAAAAGGUCUUUACUGCAUUGGUAUACGGUUGACUACCGAAUGGUUCAGAAACUUGAGCUUACAGCAGAAGAUCAACGAGAGAAUGCAAAUGGAAGCAAAACUCAGAGACAACAGUCUCAAUCAUUUCUGUGUCUUCUCGGACAACAUUGUUGCCACUUCAGUAGUAAUCAAUUCAACAUCCAUUAAUUCAAAGAACCCAGCUCAACUUGUCUUCCAUAUAGUAACUGAUGAAAUCAACUAUGCUGCAAUGAGGGCCUGGUUUGGCACGACCCAGUUUAAAGGAGUGACUGUCGAGGUUCAGAAGUUUGAAGAUUUCAAGUGGCUGAAUGCUUCAUACGUUCCGGUUCUGAAGCAGCUUCAGGAUGCUGAGACACAAAGCUAUUACUUCUCGGGUCAUCAUGAUGAUGACAGAACUCCAAUCAAGUUCAGGAAUCCAAAGUACCUAUCAAUGCUGAAUCAUCUCAGGUUUUAUAUUCCUGAAGUGUUUCCUGCAUUGAAUAAGGUAGUAUUUCUCGACGACGAUGUGGUUGUUCAGAAAGAUCUAUCUGGCCUAUUUUCGAUUGAUUUGAAUGGCAAUGUGAAUGGGGCGGUGGAGACAUGCAUGGAGACAUUUCACAGGUACCAUAAGUAUUUGAACUACUCCCACCCGCUCAUAAGAGAGCAUUUUGACCCAGAUGCUUGUGGGUGGGCAUUUGGGAUGAAUGUGUUUGAUUUGGUGGAGUGGAGGAAAAGGAAUGUCACUUCCAUAUACCACUACUGGCAGGAGAAGAAUGUUGACCGGACGCUUUGGAAGCUUGGGACGCUUCCACCGGGGCUUCUGACCUUCUAUGGCUUGACUGAGCCUUUAGAUCCCACGUGGCAUGUGUUGGGAUUGGGGUACACGAAUGUUGACCCUCAUUUGAUCCAGAAAGGAGCUGUGUUGCACUUCAAUGGGAAUUCCAAGCCAUGGCUGAAGAUUGGGAUGGAGAAGUAUAAGCCUUUGUGGGAGAAGUUUGUAGACUACUCUCAUCCUUUGUUGCAGCAGUGCAACUUCCAUUGAUUCUUUAAUGGGGGUGAGGCUUUGAGCAAGUUGCAGGAAUUUUUGUAUCAUGAAGCAUUACAAUUAGCACGAUUAUUUUGGUUUUGUUUCGGUAUCUGAGGGAGUGGAAGAGAUGGGGUGGAUGGCUUGGCUGGCUAACUUGACAGGUGAUGGUUGUAAAAGUGGCUCUGUUGUAGUGUAGAAUUUAGAAGAAGGUUUAUUCACGUCAGAUACAUUACAGAAGUUUAUCUAUAUAUCUCCAGUAGAAUUAAUGUUUAUUAUUCUCCAGCACUUGUGUUUUCUUGAGUCUCUAGUUCAUUAAGUAGGUUGCUGAGCUGAGAGCUCUUCAAAAUACUCCUGAAGCAGAACAAGAGAUUAGCACAGAGUUCUCGAAACCAAAAUCCCAAGACCCAUUAAGCCAAGCGAGUGAACAAGGAGAGAGGGAAGGAGGUGAAGAGUGAUUGAUUGUUUGCCUGGAUUGCUGAGAUGGAGGACGGAGAAGAGCUGAAACUUGAUCACCACACUUUGCAUCGGUUGGACAGAUUACAGUAUCCAUAUUGAAGAGGGAAUUUCAAUGUCUUCUUCUGGAUAGUUUAGAGAGCUUCGUCGAACACCAAUUGAGCAGCCAAGCAGAGAGAGAGCUUGGGGAGUAUAAAAGUAUAAACCUCUCGUUAGUUUCGUUUUGGUACGUUUACAUUUCAG
This is a messenger RNA of Linum tenue, 2634 nucleotides long. The record is from the annotation of a GenBank genome assembly. NCBI's taxonomy places the organism in Eukaryota, Viridiplantae, Streptophyta, Magnoliopsida, Malpighiales, Linaceae.